Messenger RNA from Gasterosteus aculeatus aculeatus (three-spined stickleback), 1121 nucleotides. The record is from RefSeq and is a predicted model, not a curated record. Lineage: Eukaryota; Metazoa; Chordata; Actinopteri; Perciformes; Gasterosteidae.
GCAGCAUGUAGCGUCACUGACACCGACCAAUCAGAUAACGUAGCUGCUAAAAGCUUAGCUCGUCUUCUGUAGCUAGCAUAACUGUACGAGGCUGUAAACACAUUCUAUAUUCGGAUAUAUUCCUCUUUUCCCGAGGUCAUAGGUCAUUGCCACAGGCUGUUCAUGGUGACCUCCGGGAGAGAAGAUCCUCAUCAUCAUCAUCAUCAUCAUCAUCAUGUCCUUAACUGAGGAGAAGCCUGAGAAACACUGCUGGGUGUGCUUCGCCUCUGAGAGAGACGACCUUAAUGCCGACUGGGUGAGCCCCUGCAGGUGUAAAGGAUCCACUAAAUGGAUCCACCAACUGUGUCUUCAGCGCUGGCUGGAUGAGAAGCAGAAAGGAAACGGCGGAGGAGCAGUGAGCUGUCCUCAAUGUGGCACCGAAUACCACAUCUCCUUCCCUAAGAUGGGCCCCUUGGUGUUUCUGCUCCAGCAAGUGGACAGAGCACUCUCACGGAUCAGUCCAUUUGCUGCUGUGGGGGUGAUGGUCGGCACCAUCUACUGGUCAGCCGUCACAUACGGAGCUGUGACUGUCAUGCAGGUCGUUGGACACAAGAAGGGUCUUUACUUGAUGGAGCGAGCCGACCCGCUCUUCCUGCUCAUGGGGCUGCCCACUAUCCCUGUCCUGCUGGUGCUGGGAAAAAUGAUCCGCUGGGAGGACCAUGUGGUGAGGCUGCUGCAGAGGUACUCAUACAGAGGGAAGCUGCCGCCAGGUACACACACACACAUACACACACACACACACACACACACACACACACACACACACACACACACACACACACACACACACACACACACACACACGACUGUGUGGAGAUAAUUAAUUAUUGGUUUUGGCCAACAGAUACAAUUUUUCAAUUGCGUGCAAUCACAUGAAUCUCUGUGAUUUAAUUGCCUUGUAAUGUGCGAAAUUCAGCAAUGAAUCCAAAAGUUGUGUGUUGCGUACUUUUAUUUUAAAGUACUGCUAUAUGAACAAAUACACUAACAUUUGGCUGGCAAACACAUUAAACAAAUAAGGUGUUUCUUAAACGGCAGCAUUCCUCUUUACACAGCAGCAAGUACAAUAUUGUAAAUCUCAACUU